GAGGAGGAGCAGGAAGAUAUAAAAGAGAAGGUUCAAGAGUGCAGGAGUGCGGACCUAUUGCAGCUGAUGAACGACCACCAAAACAAGUUGCAAUGUCUUGCAUGAAUGGAACCAAUGAAUUCUUGAAAAAUAAGAGCAGACCACAUGAUGAUAUUGUGAGCUCAAUACAAGAGAUGGAGAUGGUCCUAGGGUGCACUGAUUCGAAUGAGUCAGUCAUUCAGGGGAACCUGGCGGCCCAGUUCUACAAGCCGAAGGGGAGUUUUAACGGUCUGAAUUUCAAGGCCAAAAAAGAAAUGGAGUUGUCCGUGGAUGACCCAGAUAGUCUGGUGGAGGUGAACCUUCCUCCUGAGCUUCUAGAGGAGGGGGAGGACAACACUAUUAUGUUCUGCAUGAUCGAUGCUGUUGCACAAUUUGAGGAGCUAAGUGUCUCAGGUGGACGAAUCUAUGGGAUCAGCAUCUGUAAUAAGAAUAUCUCAGGGUUGAAUCAGCGCGUCAACAUCACAGUCAGUCUACCCAGUGCUGACAUAAGGGAAAACAAGGAGCCAAAUUGUACAUUUUUGGAUUUCUCAAGCAAUGAUUUCAAGACAGAUGGCUGCUUAACACAGUGGAAUAAAGCAGAAGAAAAAGUCAUCUGUUCCUGCAACCACUUGACCUACUUCGCUGUACUGAUGGUGAGCCCUAAUGUCAGCAGUAGUGAUGCGGUGACCCUGAGCUACAUCUCUCUGAUCGGCAGCAGCAUCUCCCUCAUUUUCCUGCUCCUCACCGUCCUCAUGCUCAUCAUACACAGGCAGGCCAGCUCAGACGUGUCUAUGAAGAUCCAUAUGAAUUUGGCUUUAGCUCUGAUUCUGUUGAAUGCCCAUUUCCUGUCCAGCCCCUGGGCGGCCUCUCUGGCGCCCCCUGGUGGUUGUGUCUAUGUGGCCGUCAUGCUGCACUACAGCCUUCUGGCCACCUUCAGUUGGACGGCCAUCGAGGGCUUCCACCUGUACCUGCUGCUGGUGCGCGUCUUUAACAUCUACGUCAGGAGAUACCUGCUCAAGCUGGGCCUGCUGGGCUGGGGUGUUCCUACAGUUGUUGUGAGUUUAGUCCUGAUCAUCGACAGAAGUGUAUAUGGCCUUGUGACCGUCAUACCCCCUGGAAACAACACCGAUACCACACUACAAAUGUGCUACGUCAGCAGUGACGUGGUGAAGCUGGUGACCACGGUGGGGGGCUUUGCGCUGGUGUUUGUGUGUAACCUGGGCGUGCUGGCGGUGACGCUGCGGCUGAUGCUGCAGCUGCGUGAGAGUGAGAGUGGCGCCCCCUCUGGUGAGCAGCGGCGGCGCGGGCGUGUGUGCAGAGACGCGUGCUCGGUGAUGGCCAUCUCCUGCAUGCUGGGCAUCACCUGGGGCCUCGUUCUCUUCUCCUUCAGCCAGCUCACCCUGCCUGGCAUCUACCUAUUCUGCACACUCAACUCCUUCCAAGGCUUUUUCAUCUCCAUAUGGUUUUGCGUGUCCAGACUCUCCCCGAACUCAAAGAGUGAAAACAGCACUGAGACACAUAGCAUGCAAGGCUAGGACGAUGGAGUCACACACACUCAUAUAGGUUAACAUUUCAUCACCCAGUUAAAUAUACUAUCUAUAACCAUGGCAAUAGGCUAUUCUUAUCAUCAUAGUAAAAUAUGUUGCCCUAUUUUCUGAUGUUGGCCAUGUCCAGGUUAGAUGCAAGAGCAUCAUCUGACACACCUUGCAGGCUCCCUGCAUUUGUGUUGUCUGCUCAUUGUGUCCCAACCAUGUUACAAUUGUUUGAAAUGCAGUUUUGAUUCCAAGGCCUAGUGUAAGGUCUUCAUAAUAUCUUCUGUGCAAUUUUGAUUCCAAGGCCUAGUGUAAGGUCUUCAUAAUAUCUUCUGUUUUGAUUCCAAGGCCUAGUGUAAGGUCUUCAUAAUAUCUUCUGUUUUGAUUCCAACGCCUAAUGUAAGGUCUUCAUAAUAUAUUCUGUUUUGAUUCCAAGGCCUAGUGUAAGGUCUUCAUAAUAUCUUCUGUGCAGUUUUGAUUCCAAGGCCUAGUGUAAGGUCUUCAUAAUAUCUUCUGUGCAGUUUUGAUUCCAUCGCCUAGUGUAAGGUCUUCAUAAUAUAGGGGCAGCCGUGGCCCACUGGU
This is a messenger RNA of Alosa sapidissima (American shad), 2132 nucleotides long. Its product is annotated as adhesion G-protein coupled receptor G5-like. NCBI's taxonomy places the organism in Eukaryota, Metazoa, Chordata, Actinopteri, Clupeiformes, Clupeidae. The record is from RefSeq and is a predicted model, not a curated record. Gene Ontology annotation, molecular function: G protein-coupled receptor activity. Gene Ontology annotation, cellular component: membrane. Bases 93 to 1553 code for a protein of 486 amino acids. Gene Ontology annotation, biological process: adenylate cyclase-activating G protein-coupled receptor signaling pathway; cell surface receptor signaling pathway. The transcript has 12 exons.